AAGAGGCAGCUAACAAUAAUGAGCAUUUUAAGAAAGGACUCAUCUUCUCACUGACUUUCACUCUCCCCAAGACAUCAAGGCGAUUGACUGGAGACCAAUAAUUCACAGAACCUUUGGCAUCCUCAAGAGUCAUCAGCUAAGCAAGUCCCCCAUUUGCACAGUGAUAUUGAUUGAGGAAAUGGACUUGCGUGUGUGAGGCAUCAACAUUAGAGGUACACGGUUUCGUUAUGACAACCUGCUGUAUAGAAGAUGUCAACGCUGUCUGUGACUGAUAUCCCAGAUGUUGGUCAUGAUGAGAGUAAAGUGUUUGACAAUGCUGCAGAGCUGCAGUUGGACUGCAUGGUUGAGGAGAGCAAUGGCGGCACCAGAAUGAAGAAGCAUGGAAGUCUGCUAUCUCUUAGUGACUUGUCCCAGCCAGAUGACGUCCACGCUCCACCUCAUAAUGGCCCUACUAUGACUGGGAUGAACAGCCAUAUGCCAGUAGAGUCAAGUGACACCAAACCCGACCCUGCAGCGGGUGACACAUCCACCAGCAUAGAUGGUCAGCCUGUAAAAAGAAAGAAGGGUCCUGCCCCGAAGAUGCUAGGAAAUGAGGUGUGCAGUGUAUGUGGGGACAAGGCCUCUGGUUUCCACUACAACGUCCUCAGCUGUGAGGGCUGCAAGGGCUUUUUUCGACGCAGUGUCAUCAAAAGUGCCCAGUACUCCUGCAAGAACAACGGACAUUGCGAAAUGGACAUGUACAUGCGACGCAAGUGCCAGCAAUGUCGCCUGCGCAAGUGCCGCGAGGCAGGCAUGCUCGCGCAGUGUGUUCUUUCUGAAGAGCAAAUCCGGCGCAAGAAAAUGAAGAAGCAGCACGAUGAUGAAACAGCCCGUUCGUCGACAGUGGUCACUCCCACUCCUCCGCAAGAAACAACUACACUGGAUCCACAGCAGCAGGAAAUGAUCGAGAAGCUGGUGGCUAUGCAGAAGCAAUGCAACAAAAGAUCCUUCCUCGAUCGACCAAAAGUGACGCCAUGGCCACAGAAUCAGGAUCUGCAAAACCGAGAAGUGCGUCAGCAGCGUUUCGCCCACUUCACUGAGCUUGCAAUCAUGUCGGUCCAGGAGAUUGUGGAUUUUGCCAAGCAGCUUCCUGGAUUUCUCGAGCUCACAAGGGAGGACCAGAUUGCACUGUUGAAGACGUCAACCAUAGAAAUUAUGCUGCUGGAGACGUCUCGUCGAUACAACCCUGCCAUUGAGAGCAUUACGUUUCUAAAGGAUUUUAGCUAUAAUAAGGAGGAUUUCGCAAAAGCAGGCCUUCAGUUUGAGUUCAUCAAUCCCAUCUUUGAGUUUUCUAAAGGAAUGAAUGAUCUGCAGUUGGACGAAGCUGAAUAUGCUCUUCUUAUUGCCAUCAACAUAUUUUCAGCAGAUCGGCCAAAUGUGCAGGAUCAUGAUCUUGUGGAGAGGUUACAGCAACCGUACGUUGACGCUCUGCGCUCUUACAUCAUGAUAAAGAGACCAAAUGAUCACUUGAUGUUCCCACGCAUGCUGAUGAAGCUGGUGAGCCUCCGUACGCUAAGCAGCGUGCAUUCCGAGCAGGUUUUUGCCCUCCGCCUUCAGGACAAAAAACUUCCCCCGCUGCUGUCGGAAAUUUGGGACGUCAACGAGUGACUGCAGUCCCGAUAUCACACUCCCUGGCUUUUCCUGAAUUUCAUGACUUGGCACGGCAUCGCGCAGGAGCCUGAACCCAUCUCAUGUGGUCAUGGACUCCUUCCCGCAUUGCGCUGCUGUUGGGUUUUUUUUUGUGAGGAGUGUCAAUGCCCUUUUGCUCUGAGAUGGAGGUCGUGGUUUUUCCUUUUUGUGGAUGCAGGCAUGAUUUUCCCCGACAUGUAAUGCCAGCAGGAUGCUUUUGGAUGAUUUCUGGAAAUGGAGUGCAGUACUAAUUUCGUUAUCUAACAGCUACAGUCAGAAUGCUCUCGGAAUAAUAGUUGCUUCAUGUCAUGAUUCCAGCCGGGCUUACAGUUAAUUUAUUCAGUAGUAACUUGGGUACAGCUGCAGUUCAGGUUUGUUCCAUACAUCCUGGUAGGAGACAUGCUUGUGUACAUUUUGGAAGCAGUGCAGUACAGAGAAUCGGUGUAGUUGCUCAGGUAAACUAAUGUGAAGUAGAUGCAUCCUUUAAUAGAUCACUUGGGUGGGAUCCUGUUUAUCAACAAUGCACACAAAUUAUUUAUUUUUAUGUGUGAAGUCUCCACAAGAUUGUAUGAAUAAAAUACUAAUCCUUAGUAAUAGCAAACGACUAAAGUGAUGUCAUGGAUCACAUAAAACAAAAGGGGUGGGGGGACAUACAGUGGAACCCUGAUUUACAAACUUAAUUUGUUCUUGAAAGAAGUUUGUAAUUCGAAAUGUCCUUAAAGUGAAGCAAAUUUCUCCAUAAGAAACAAUGUAAUUAUAAAUAGUGGGUUCCAGCCUUGACAAAAGUCCCCAUUUUAGUGAAGGUUUGUACACUUUGAACUAUACAGUGCUGCACGGCCGGGUGAUAUGGAUGAAAAAGUAUACAGUAUCUCGACAUAUUUUUACUUAAACUCGAUAUUUCAUAUAUAUAUCGGUAUAUUUUUCGGUGAAAGUAUACAUAUAAAGAUAUUCAUUUUUGAGCGAUAUUCAGUAAAACAACUGUUCUGUAAACAGUCAGUGGCACUUUUAUUGACCCAGUUAGUCAAGAUGGGGAUUAAAAGCAGAGAGAAGAAACUGUUUAAGUCAGGGGUGUCCAAACAUUUUCCACUGAGAGCCGCACACUGAAAAAUCAAAGCAAGCUGGGGCCAUUUUGAUAUUUUUUUUAUUUUAAAAACCAAUACAAAAUAUGUAUAAAAAUAUACAUUUAGGCCUCCACUCAGGCUUGGUCCCGGGGACACCAAGGGGUUUUGGUCAAAAAAAUAUAAAAAAUGUGUCAUUAUUCAGUAUUAUUAUCAUUAUAGGCUUAAAUCUCUCAAUCAACAUUAGGUCUGUCUGUCUGUCAAUAUAACAUUUAAAAAAAAAUCAAGUUGUAUGCUCUUUUUGUCAAAGAAAACCAUUUUUUAAUAGAAAAAACACAAAAAAUACAAUAUUUUCACCCAAUAAAAAUUUUAAGUGGAAUAUUUUAGAUUAUAUAAUAAGUGUAGCUUUAAAAAGGUCAAUAAGUCAUAUCAACAUUGAUUUUUAUUCAUUAUUAUUUUUUGAGCAAUGGCACUUAAAAAAAAAUCACACUAAAAUAAUUGGGGAUCUAAAACAGUCCUAUUCAUUAAAGUGUUAAAAAAUUAAUUAUAAUUAUUUUGUUUACUUUUAACACAUUAAUCUCUAGAUCAACUUCAGAUCUAUCCGUCAAUUAUAUGUAUUAUUGUUGUUUAUGUUUUUUGUUUGUUCAUUUUAAAACAAAAACGUGUGGCAAACACAAAAUAUUCAACAUUUUACACAAAAUAUAUCUCAAAGUGGAAUAUUUAAUGUGACGUAAUUGGUGCCUUGAAUAGGUCAAUAAUUCAUAAUGACAUUGAUUUUGAUUCAAUAUUUUUUUAAAGAAAGAAACAGCCUGCAUGGCAGCUUUGUAUUAGAAUCAAAAUUGCAACAUUUUCUUGUUAAAUUUCACCUGUUUUCUCUUUUAUACUACUGUUUAUGUUUUGUAUUUUUUUAAUCAUAUUUUUAGAAUGUGGCGUUGGGCCGUUAAAAAAUUCUCUGCGGGCCGCAAAUGGCCCCCGGGCUGCACUUUGGACAUCUCUGGUUUAAGCAGUGUGGAAUUACAUAACAUACAUAAAAUUGAAAAAUGUUAUUUUUACGUAAAAUAAAUUACAGUCGUGCAAAUAAUACAUCCAUCCAUCCAUUUUCUACCGCUUAUUCCCUUUUGGGGUCGCGGAGGGCGCUGGCGCCUAUCUCAGCUACAAUCGGGCGGAAGGCGGGGCUACACCCUGGACAAGUCGCCAAAAUGUAUCAAACUCUGAUUAAAAAAAACAAACAAAUUUACAUUUUCGAUGACCCGCCAUAUCUUGCCUCUGAUUGGCCUGUCUGUAAACAAUCAACCAAUCAUGGAUGUUCUUACACUGCAAGCAUGUCUUGGAAGGAAGGGGAGGGGUUUAGUCACCCAUGGGGGGAGAGCAGGGGAGAACAAGGAACACAAACAAAUAAGCGGCGUUUGGUCAUUUUAACGUGAAAUAAAUUAUGUCGAUAUUACGCUAUUUUCUUAUUUCAUAUCUUGUUUAAAAAUAAUCGCUAUAUCUUACAAACUUGAUAAAUCGCCUAGCCUUACAGUGCUGUAUAUCAAACAAACAUACAUGCUGCUCUGCCAACACACUCAGAGUCACUCGGGUGCCCUCACAAAACCAUCAGAAAUCACAAAAAUCCCGAACUUUGACAACAAUAUUGCUUCAAUCGAAAACAUUUCAUCCACUUGCAUUAACAUUGGUAAGGAGCUGGCGAAAAAAGCAGACAGAGAGUGAAGGAAUCGGUGGGCGAGUUAGGAACCGUGUGUGUGCUGAAAGAGACGUGUGCCUUCUCUGCUGCUGUGAAAUAAGUCUGCUUUGGUGUCUUUUCUCAGAAAAGUAUGGUCUCAUCAGGGACGGCGUGGCGCAGUGGAAGAGUGGCUGUGCGCAACCCAAGCGUCCCUGGUUCAAUUCCCACCUAGUACCAACCUCGUCACGUCCGUUGUGUCCUGAGCAAGACACUUCACCCUUGCUCCUGAUGGGUGCUGGUUGGCGCCUUGCAUGGCAGCUCCCUCCAUCAGUGUGUGAAUGGGUAAAUGUGGUAGUGUCAAAGCGCUUUGAGUACCUUGAAGGUAGAAAAGCGCUAUACAAGUACAACCCAUUUAUCAUUUAUCACAAACGAAGUAUGGUCUUAUCAUACUUGUGAGUGCCAUUUAUGUACUCCUCGUUAAUAGUCUUCAGCGAUUCCCUUCUUUCUACGCCGGUCUGUUGUCUUUUUGGGACUCAUAUUGAGUUGGCAAAAUGGACAAAACACAGAAAAGUGACUGUUAGUGUAGUGCGGAGCAAGUGGCGUUGAGAGGGCACUGCUUUUGGCCUGCAGGCUGGACACAACAUGAAUGAAUGAAUGGAGAGACAUGGUUUGCGCAUUGGAAGUUUAUUUGGCUUGAUCUAAAAGUUUGUAAAUCGAGAAGGUUUGUAAAUGGAGGUUCCACUGUUCAUGUAUGAGAGAUACAAAGGACCACAUAGCUCCUAUUCAACUGGUAAUGUCUGAGAACUUAUUGAACUGGGAUGUUUAGUCUUGUUAAAAGUAGAACUUUUUAUGACUUCAGAAAGAUGGACAUAUUUGUGCUUCCUCUCGUAGUAACAAGUUGAAAUGCAACAAAGGCUGAUGUGGACAAAAGUGGAAGAAAUUACCUUUGACGUAUUUAUAGUUUCGGAUGUACAGCAUGAGAAACAUGAGCAAGAUUACACUUCUUGGAUUGUUCUCAUUUGUCUCAACCGCUGUUUAAUAGGAAGCGCCAAUAACCAUUUCAGAACUAUUUCACAGCAUAACCAUUGUUUUUAUUUAAAUUACGGUGAUAUCACCUCUUGACUUUUAAUUUACACUUCCUUGGAGCAUUUGAAUAGUUGGAAAUGUUACCGUAAAAUUAAGUAUACUAGCACAAUACAGUUUUCAGCACUUUGUGUGGUGUUCCUCAACUGUAACAGGCAUAAACUGAUGCUAUUUGAAUGUCUUUUUUAAAAGAAUCUUCCAGAUGUGUUUUAUAUAUUUCUUUUUUUCAUAGCAGACGUGUGCUCAUCCUAGCGGGGAAAAGCACAGAUGGUUCCAAUAUGCUAUGUUUUGUUGAGAUUUACUGGCAAGCAGGUGUGGAAAUUAGAUGCAAUUGAAGUGUGUACCAUUGCACGUUGUAAUUAUGAAAAAGGGUCUUGAUUUGUACCUGGAAUGGCGUUGAAUGUGUGUUACAGACCCUAACAAAUCAAAAGCAAACAACAGUACCGGUUUUUGACUAACACUUGCAAGUAAAAAAAAUACUCUUGGUCGUCGAUGACAUUUAAUUUAUGUUCAAAAUUUUUUUUUUUAUUAAAUAAUGAAAUUGAAUUAAUGAAGCAGUGUGGUUUAAAGUAGCCUGCAAGGUAGUCUGUGUGCAGUCCUCUAAUCAAACAAGAUUGUACGCGCUAAAACACGUCCAUGUUUGGCUAAUGUGACCUAAUGUUGACCUUUUGAUCUCUGAAUCUUGUUCCAGUUCUUCUGUCUGCAAGGGGCAAUGCUGUAAAAAGAGGGUUGGAGUAGAGAAUUAUAUUUUAAUACAUGUAACUGCCAAGAAUCGUCUUGUUUUGUAUGUACGGUAAAUUAAAGCUGAAAUAUGAAUCUUA
This is a messenger RNA of Nerophis ophidion (straightnose pipefish), 6293 nucleotides long. It is a transcript of the gene nr1h3, whose product is annotated as nuclear receptor subfamily 1, group H, member 3. NCBI's taxonomy places the organism in Eukaryota, Metazoa, Chordata, Actinopteri, Syngnathiformes, Syngnathidae. The coding region runs from base 250 to 1647 and encodes 465 amino acids. Gene Ontology annotation, biological process: lipid metabolic process; negative regulation of transcription by RNA polymerase II; cell differentiation. Gene Ontology annotation, molecular function: nuclear receptor activity; zinc ion binding; RNA polymerase II cis-regulatory region sequence-specific DNA binding. The transcript has 11 exons. The record is from RefSeq and is a predicted model, not a curated record.